ACGAGCACAGACCACCCUCUCUCUCUCUCUCUCUCUCUCUCUCUCUCUCUCAAGAAACACACGCGACCCACGCAGCAAGGGAGGAGAAAGAGAAGGAGGGCGGAGGAGGAGGAGGAUGAGAAGAGACACCGGAAACUGACGUCGCCUUCGGCGGGCUGCUAAUAAAAUCCCACCUCGCCCACGCCUCCUGCUCCCUCUCUCUCCUCUCUCCUUCACUCCCUCCCUCUCCACCCGAAUCGCGCGGGGACGGCUCGGGGGAGCGGCGGAAUUCGGGCGGGCGGGGAGGUGGGGGGUGGCCGGGGGAAGUGCAUGUGAGAUCCCGAUGGCUGCUGCAGCGGCUGCCGGCGGCGGCAGCGGAGGGGGAGGUCCGGAAGCAGGAGGCGGAGGCGGAGGCGGCGGCGGCGGCGGAGGAGGAGGAGGGAAGGACGCGCUGUUCGUGGAGCUCUGGAAGGCCUGCGCGGGGCCGCUCUCCAGCGUCCCGCCGCUCGGGGAGAAGGUCUACUACUUACCGCAGGGGCACAUCGAGCAGGUGGAGGCAUCGACGAACCAGCUCGCCGAGCAGCAGGGCACGCCGCUCUACAACCUGCCAUGGAAGAUCCCCUGCAAGCUCAUGAACAUAGAGCUGAAGGCUGAGCCGGAUACUGAUGAGGUGUAUGCCCAGCUCACCCUGCUCCCUGAUAAGAAGCGAGAUGAGAAUACCACUACAACAGUGGAGAGUGGUGACCCAGAGGAGGAGGUGGUGCCUAAUGCGCCGCCAGCCACCAAUGAGCAGCUUCGCAUCCAUUCCUUCUGCAAGACACUGACUGCUUCAGACACAAGCACACAUGGUGGAUUCUCGGUGUUGCGCCGGCAUGCGGAUGAGUGCCUCCCUCCCCUGGAUAUGAGUCAGCAUCCCCCAAAUCAAGAGCUAGUGGCCAAGGACCUGCAUGGGGUUGAGUGGCGCUUUCGUCACAUCUUUCGAGGUCAGCCACGGAGACACCUUCUUCAGAGUGGUUGGAGUGUUUUUGUUAGUGCCAAGCGUCUCGUUGCUGGGGAUGCCUUCAUAUUUCUCAGAGGUGAGAACGGGGAGCUACGUGUUGGAGUUAGGCGGGCAUUGAGGCACCAAACCACUAUCCCAUCUUCAGUCAUUUCAAGCCACAGUAUGCAUCUUGGUGUUCUUGCAACAGCAUGGCAUGCAGUGAACACUGGGAGUAUGUUCACUAUCUACUACAAGCCAAGGACUAGUCCAGCCGAAUUCGUGGUCUCACGUGAUAGGUACUAUGAAUCACUGAAACGAAAUUAUUCAAUAGGGAUGAGAUUCAAGAUGAGAUUUGAAGGCGAAGAGGCAGCAGAGCAGAAAUUCACUGGAACAAUAGUUGGAAUAGGUGCUUCUGAUCCAUCUGGCUGGGCUGACUCGAAAUGGCGUUCCCUUAAGGUGAGAUGGGAUGAAGCUUCUUCCGUUCCUCGUCCGGAAAGAGUUUCUGCUUGGCAAAUAGAACCUGCUGUUAGCCCAUCUCCUGUGAACCCUCUUCCACCCAGAUUCAAGAGGUCUCGUUCAAAUGUUAAUGCUUCGUCACCUAUCAUGCCAAAUGUAACCAGAGAAGUUGCUUCUAAAGUGAUGCCAGACUCUCAACAAAAUAGUCUCCCAAGGGCCAUGCACAGUCAAGGAAGGACACAAUUGAUUGGUCGAUACCGUGAUAGCAGUGAUCUGAAGUCUGCUCAGGAGCACACCAUGUGGUCUAAAGGGAUUGAGCAGGAGAGAAACAAUAUUGGUGCCCAGACAAAGCUAAGUCUGGAGGGUUGGACACAAACAAGAAGAUCUGAAGGUUACAAUCAGCCGUUAUCAGCAUUUCAACCACUGAAAGAUGCGCAGAAUCCACUUUGUUCUUUUCCUAGUCAAAUAUCUGGAAACUGCUCAAGGACCUGGGACACAGUUGAUGCUCAUUAUCCAGUCCAACAAGACAACCACAACAUAUUGCCUGGAACCUGGUCUUUAAUGCCUCAUAACAAUGGUUUUAGGAUGGAUCAACAAAUGGAUCUAUCGAUGUCUGGCGCUCCACAUCCUCAAAGGGCUGAAAUUGCAAAAUUUAGUGGGAAAUCAGCUUUCACCCCUCUUCAGGGCCAUCGCAUUGAUCAGUGCUCCUCAGACUGGUUUGGGCAUAUCAAGCCCCAGCCUUUGGUUAUUGAGAAUGAUGGACAGAAAACCAAAGGCACUUCAUUCAAGCUAUUUGGGUUUCCUCUUGGCAGCCUGGAAAAAUCUGAACCUCUGGUAUCUCCACCAAGUGUCGCAUAUGACGGGAAGCAAACAUCUCCAUCAGAAAGGAAUCCCAAAGCUGGCAUAAUUGAGGUGCACAAGCAAGGCAGUGCCCUCGGCAGGUCGAUUGAUCUGACAAAGUUCACUUGCUAUGAGGAACUGAUUGCUGAACUGGAUCAGAUGUUUGACUUUGAUGGUGAGCUGAGCAGUCCUCAAAAGAACUGGUUGGUCGUCUACACUGACAAUGAAGGUGACAUGAUGCUUGUUGGUGAUGAUCCCUGGAAUGAGUUCUGCAACAUGGUCCACAAGAUCUCCAUCUACACAAGGGAGGAGGUGGAGAAGAUGAACCCAGGCGCCCUGAACUCAAGGUCUGAAGACAGUCUGUCUGACUCGCUGGGGAGAGGGUUGGGUUCCAAGGAGGCUCCAGGUGGGCCAUCCGCUUCGUCCCGCAACUCCGAGAACUACUAAUCUGCCCCGUUGAUGAGGUCUUGUGUGGUGGCAAGGGAGACGUGCCCACAAGCUGGACGGCUUGUAGUGGUUUUGUAGGUGCUUUUGUGUGUAUGGUUCCGGGUAAGCCCCGCAGUACCCAGUUUGUAGGUGGUGCUUGCCCUGGUGUCGGUCUCUAGUACAAGUUUUUCUGGUGUGCCCUGUGUUGGCACUGAGUAAGUUAUUGUAGCAGAGCCGCAGAAAGCAGGCAAACGAACAAACCCCCGUCGCGCUUGCUAAAUAGCCUUUGCUCUGAAGCGUCCUAGUGUGUUGUCGAGUGCGUUAACUGACAUGGCACCUGAAGAAGGCGAGUUCGCUCCUGGUUGUGUGUAUUUUGGCUUGGGUA
Messenger RNA from Panicum virgatum (switchgrass), 3065 nucleotides. RefSeq names its product auxin response factor 24-like. Gene Ontology annotation, cellular component: nucleus. Gene Ontology annotation, molecular function: protein binding; DNA binding. Gene Ontology annotation, biological process: regulation of DNA-templated transcription; response to hormone. The transcript is spliced from 15 exons. The record is from RefSeq and is a predicted model, not a curated record. The coding region runs from base 323 to 2701 and encodes 792 amino acids. NCBI's taxonomy places the organism in Eukaryota, Viridiplantae, Streptophyta, Magnoliopsida, Poales, Poaceae.